CUUUUUAACUGGGGCUGGGGAUUUAGCUCAGUGGUGCCACUGCCUGCCUCACAAGCACAAGGUCCUGAGUUCGAUCCCCAGUAUGAAAAAAACCUUUUACUUAGUUUCCUUUUAGUGCCAAAUAUUGAUCUAUUAUGAAAGAAUGACAUACUUCUCCAGAUUAAGGGAUUAGAAUCCAGCAUAGUCUUUUCACUUUAAUUUUCCUUCUAAAAUAGGACCACAGUCUGGUUGGACAAGUUGGGUCAGAGUUUCAUAAUACAGUCCCUACCCAUGUGACUAAGCUCUCUCCCUGAAGGUGUAGUUCAUCUUGGUUUGAUGUCAAAAGAGCUGACCUAUUGAGCUGACAUUCUGAAGAGUUUCAGCUUUAAUAGAAAUGAAUUAUGUGAGGCACCCCUUUCUAAAACUUGUAAGAUUUUUUUUCUAGCCUAGUGAAGCCUGAAAAUACAAAAACCUGUUUUUCUAAUUCAACUCAAUUCCCCAUCAUUAUCACUGCUCUCACAACCUUGCUUGCUUAUUCCACUUUUCAUUGUGUUUCAGUUCAUAAUCUUUGGGUAGACAGGAUAGCACAGCUAUUCCAGGCGUAAUUCUAUUGGCUAUGAGAAAAGAUAGAAAUAGGAUCCAUUUCAGGAUGGAAGGGAAGGGCACAACUGGGAAAGGAUAGAAAACAUGUUCCCAACCCAUUCCUGAGCCUGUGCUCCCCAUUUAGAGAUAGGUUGCUGUCAGACAUUUUCUCACCCUGAAAUAGUUGAUUUAUUUUGGUAGAACUUGAAAAGUGUGGGACAUAAGAAUGAUGUAUUCUCACUUUACCGGUGACUUGUAUUUGGGGAAAGAUUUGGUGUUGCUUGUCACCUUUGUCUAAUCUUGUGUGGUGACCUUCAUUUGCAGAUCUAAAAUCCCAUUGUUUUUGUGAGGCAUGUUAUGCCAUGUUGGGCUGCAUAACUCACCUUUUUUUUUUUUCUUCCCUUUUUUAUCUUCUUUUUUGCUUUUAUCCUCCAGCUGUGCUUCCUAUGUCUCCAGCCUUGAAUGUCACUGCUGCCUUAGGGCAGCCUGGAUCUACCCCUACCCCUCCUUGCUCCCUGGCCCCACAACAGUGCCCUGUGUCAGUUGCAAACCAGUCAUCCCCACUCCCCUCUCCCACUACUAGUAGCACAGUCCCUUUAGAGGUUCCUUUUCCCCAGCCUGCCUCAGGAAUCACCAUGCCUUUCGAAACUUCCCCUGAUACCCCAACUUUCCUACCACACCUGAUAGGGCCUCCUAUCUCCCCAGCUGCCUUAGCCCUGGCCUCUCCCAUGUUAGGGCCAACUCUGAGAGGUGCCCAUUCCGGUUCAGCUCCUUUAGCUCUGGUUGCAUUGGCUCCCCACUCAGUUCAGAAGAGUUCGGAUGUUGUAGCUGAGUCAGGGCCAGUGACAUCUCUGUCAGCUCCCCUUAGUCCCUUAGAACCAAAGACUUCUCCCAUUCAAGUUCCCUGUCAGGUAGUCCCUAAUCCAAAAGUAUCUACCCCAAAUCUUCCAGUUACAGUCAGUGGUAUUCCUUCCCACCUUGUAACUCCCUUGGCCUCUGCUGAAACUAGAGUAUCCUCCUGUCCUCAAAUACCACCUAUCACUUCUCCUCAGGUCAAAGGUAUCCCAGUUUCCCCAGCUCUGAUGCCACAAAACCCAUUAAGCCCAAGCCUAAAGGGGCCUAUUAGUUCACCUGCUGCCUUCUCUCUUUCAACCCAGUCUGUUCCUGCAGUGGCCUCUUCCCAAAAGACUGGAACUCCAGAUAUCCCUCCCAUUUUCCCCACUUCUCUGAGCACUCCUCUUGCACCACAUCAGAGUUCUUUAGACUCUCCUAUUCAACCUUUAGGUCAAACAGGUCCUAACAUUCUGUCAGAUCCUAUAAUGAAUACCAUUUCUGUAGAUCAUUCUUCCAUGGGGACCUCUUAUCCAUCUCAGAGAUCUGAGAUUCCUCCUCUUCCCUCCAAAAGUGAGCUGGUAGCUGGUGCUAUGGCUUCCCUUCCAGUUGGGGGUCCACCCUCAGCUCUAGUCAUUUCUGUUGACAGAAGCCAUUCUACCAUCACUAGUGUAACCUCCCACAGUCCAUUUUCCCCAGAUGUAGCCUCUACUUACUCAUUGUCUCCUACAACCUCUCUCAUUCUUAAAGGCCCACCUAAUGCUACUCAUCAGCCUUUGGUAACUCAAAGUCCUACUUCUCCAGGAGCAGACUUAAAAGAAAUGUCUGUCUCUUCUGGUAGAACUGCUCAGCUUGUGAUAACUAACCCUUCUACAACUUCUACAGUAAAUUCUGCCUUUGAGGUAGCUAAGGAACUUCCUACUCAAGUAGCAGCCACUCCUGGGAUGCCAUUUUCUCCACUGCCAGCUCCUGAAGACUAUAAAUUUCUUCCCACUUCAGUAUUGGUAAAUGUAGGUGCUCCUAUUUCUCCAGCCCAGGCAGGACUCCCUACCAAGAAAGACCCUACUAAUAUACUGCCUCUGGCCCCAGGACCCCCUAAAAAUUCCUCCUCUCUCCAAAGUAUAUCACCUCUGGAAAUAACUCCUCCUGGAGCCACUGUAACAAAGAAAAGCUUUAUAAGGCCUCUCCCUGUAGCUGAGCCAGCUAGUGCUACUGCUGCUUCUCUGGGUGUCAACUCCCCAUUCUCUGUAGUUAAGACAGAUGUUUAUGCAAGCCCAGACUCCACUAGUCUCUUUCUCAAAAGUUCUGUUACUGCCCCAACAGUCGUUGCAGUUCCUCUGGAAAGUGCUGGCCCUGAGGGAGUGGCUUCUACAACUACCAAAGACACCUCCACUCCUGCAACUACAGCCAGUCCUUUUGUAGGAGCUAUCUCUUCAGCUCCUAAAAACCACCCAGCUAAAAAGGGUACUUGCAUUCUUACUGCUUUACCUUCGGUUCCACCAGCCUUUGAAAGUAGGCCUAUAGCUCCCGCUGUGAAUUUAUCCCCCCAGAAUGUUUCUGUUUCUGCAGCUCCCUUGGCACUGGCCCCUGAAAUUCCCCAGUCUGUGCCUUUUCCCACACUUCCACCAGCUGGCAUUUCUCCUUCUGCAGAGAAACUUGGUGGUAUUUCUCAUACCUCAGCAUUGGCGCCUUUGGCUUCCUCUCCUGAAGGGCAUCCAAGUGAAGACUCUGGUGCUUCUGUUACUGCAUCUUACCUGGCUAAUUCCCCAUCUCCCCUAAGGACUGGCAUUUCUCCUCAGACUAAAAGAUCAGAAACCCAGAAGGGUUCCACUGUCACUGAUGAUCUGACUGGAAACGUCUCCUGUCUUUCUCACAUUGAAGUUUCCUUCCUUCCAGAGGCUAGUCUUUCUUUUCAAGGCCCUAAAGACUCACUAACCAAGAAGCAGCCUCCCUCUUCUCCCUCCCCAGAAGGAGCAACCCCAUCCCCGAAAGAGGUCCCAGCAACCCUCUUCCCCACAGAGGCCCCUGGCUCCCUACUUGUGGCUCCUCCAUACCCUAAAAAGGCCCUAGCAACCCUGUCCCCUAAGGGGACCUCCACUGUCCCAGCCAAGACUCUUCCCUCCCACAAAAAAGCCCCAGCAACUUCAUCCCUCAGAGAGUCCCCCACUGCCCCAGCCAAGACUUCUACCUCCCCCAAAGGAGCUCCCACUCCUCCAGCUGAGACUAAUCCCUCUCCCCAAAAGUCCUCAGCAACUGCAGCUCCCAAAGGGACCCCCACUCCCCCAAGUGAGAUUUCCUCCUCCCCCAAAAAGGCCCCAGCAACUCCAUCCCCCAAAGAGACCCCAACAACCCUCUCUUCAAAAGGUGCCUCUACUACUCCCCUGGCUGAGAUUCGCCCCUCCCCCCAAAAGGCCCCAGCAACCCCCUCUUCCAAAGGGACCCCCACUCCCCCAGCUGAGACUCCUCCCUCCCCAAAAAAGGCCCCAGCAACUACAGCCCCCAAAGAGACCCCAGCAACUCCAUCUUCCAAAAGGGUCCUCACUCCCCCAACUGAGAUUCCCCUGUCCUCCAAAAAGGCAACCCCAUCUUCCAGAGAGUCCCCAGCAACCCCCUCUUCCAAAGGGACCCCCACUUGCCCAGCUGAGAUUCCUCCCCCAAAAAAGACCCCAGCAACUGCAGCCCCCAAAGAGACCCCAGCAACCCCCUCUUCCAAAGGGGCCCCCACUCCCCCAGCUGAGACUCCUCUCUCCCCAAAAAAGGCCCCAGCAACUACAGCCCCCAAAGAGACCCCAGCAACUCUGUCUUCCAAAAGGGUCCUCACUCCCCCAACUGAGAUUCCCCUGUCCUCCAAAAAGGUAACCCCAUCUUCCAAAGGGCCCCCCACUCCCUCGGCUGAGACUCCUCCUUCCCCAAAAAAGGCCCCAGCAACUACGGCCCCUAAAGAGACCCCAGCAUCCCCCUCUUCCAAAGGGGCCCCCACUCCCUCGGCUGAGACUCCUCCCUCCCCCAGAAAAGCCCCAGCAACUGCAGCCCCUAAGAAGACUUCAGCAACUCAAUCCCUCAAAGGGGCCCCCACUCCCCCAGCUGAGACUCCUCCCUCCCCCAAAAAGGCUCCAGCAACUGCAGCCCCCAGAGAGACCCCAGCAACUCCAUCCUCCAAAAGGGUCCUCACACCCCCACCUGAGAUUCCUCUGGCCUCCAAAAAGGCAACCCCAUCCUCCACAGAGCCCCCAGCUGAGACUCCUCCCUCCCCCAAAAAAGCCCCAGCAACUGCAGCCCCUAAGAAGACUUCAGCAACUCAAUCUCCCAAAGGGGUCCCCACUCCCCCAGCUGAGACUCCUCCCUCCCCCAAAAAGGCCCCAGCAACUGCAGCCCCUAAAGAGACUCCAGCAACUCCAUCCUCCAAAAGGGUCCUCACUCCCCCAACUGAGAUUCCCCUGUCCUCCAAAAAGGCAACCCCAUCUUCCAGAGAGGCCCCAGCAACCCCCUCUUCCAAAGGGACCCCCACUCACCCAGCUGAGAUUCCUCCUUCCCCAAAAAAGGCCCCAGCAACCCCCUCUUCCAAAGGAACCCCCACUCUCCAGGCUGAAAUUCCUCCCUCCCCUAUAAAGGUGCCAGUAACUGCAGCCUCCAAAGAGACCCCAACAAUCCCAUCGUCCAAAGGGGGCCCCAGUGCCCCACCCAAGACUCCUUCCCCAAAAAAGGCCCCAGUGACUCCAUCCCCCAAAGAGGCCCCCACUCCCCCAGCCAAGGCUCCUCCCAAAAAGGUCCCAGCAACUGCACCUCCCAAAGGGGUCUCUAUUUUUCCAGCUGACACUCCCCUCUCCCUCAAAAAGGCCCCAACUGCAGUUCCCAAAGAAGUCUCAGCAGCCCCAUCCCCUAAGGGGGCCUCCAUUUCCCUGGCUAUGGCUCCUGCCUCCCUGAAAAAGGCCUUAGAAACUGAAGCCCCCAAAGAGGCUCCCAAUCCCACAACAGAGACUCCUCCCUCCCCUCAAAAAACCCCAGCAACUGCAGCCCCCAAAGAGGCCCCAACCACUCCAUUCUCCAAAGGAGACCCUACUCCCCCAGGCAAAGCUGCUCCCUCCCCCCAAAAGCCUUCAGUAACCUCACCUUCCAAAGGGGUCUCAAGUACCCCUGCUAUGACUCCUCCCUCCCCUCAAAAGAUCAGAGAAACCACAGCUUCCAAAAAGUCCCCCUCAACCAAAGGGAGUACCCCUGCCCCAGCCAAGACUCCUUCCUCCCCCAAAAAGGCCCCAGCAGCUACAACUCUCAAAGAGGGCCCUGCUCCCCAAAUUAUGACUCCUGCCUCCAAAAAUCCCCCAGCAACCCCAUCUUCCAAAGGGACCCAGUCUGUCCCAGCUGUGACUCCCACUUCCCUCAUAGAGGCCCCAGCAAACCCACCUUCCAAAGGCACUCUCUCUUCAGCUAUUACUCCUCACUCUCCUAAAAAGGCUCCAGCCCAAAAAGGGGCCUCCACUCCCUCAGAUGCUACCCCUCUCUCCUCAAAGGGGGUCCUGGGUAUUCCAUCCUCCAAAGAGGCCCCCACUCCCCCACCUAUGACUCUUGACUCUCACAAAGAGGCUCCAUCCCCUAAAGAGGCUCCCAUUUUUCCAGUCACUGCUUCUCCCUCCUCUAAAGGCUUCCCUAUUUCCCCAGUGUCAGUCACAGGUACCUUGGGGGUUAUUGCCCCUCAGGCAUCAGAAGGGAUCCUAGAAAAGAAAGGCCCCACAGAUAUGAAAGAAGUACUUGUUGCCCCAGCUCCAGUAAGUGCACCAGUAACUGAGGCUCCUGCUCACAAAGGCACAGGGGCCAAGAAUUCUGCCACUCUACCUCCUAGGUGUUCAGAUCCCUCUGCUAAGAAUGAUAAUAAAAGAUCCCGUUCUACCAUGGCUCCAGGCCCUCUACUGACAGCCCCCACUCAGAAAGAUUCUUCAAAGACUACAAAAGCCCUCCAUACUUGUGCAAAAGGCAAAGAUUCUUCUCAUUCUGCAAAGGGUCCCUUGGGUGCUUCUCCUGACUCUGAGACAUCUACCCCUCUAGCAGCAGUGGCCUCUGAGAAGAUCCUUCCUAAAGCUGGAUCAGCAUCUAUCUGUCCAGCACCCAACCCACCAGGCUCCCUGCCUCUAGCUCCUACCCCAGUUCCCCCCCUGCUUCCUAAACCACAGUUUCUGCCGCCCUCACCUGGUCUGGUGCUGGAAUCACCCUCUAAGCCCCCAGUCCCUGCUGAUGAGGAUGAGCUGCCACCUCUGAUUCCCCCGGAACCGAUUUCUGGGGGCAUGCCUUUCCAGUCGGUCCUCGUCAACAUGCCCACCCCCAAACCUGCUGGAAUCCCUGCCCCAACCCCCUCUGCCAAGCAGCCUGUUUUGAAGAACAACAAGGGUAUUUGCCUUGGUUUGCUGUGUGCAUGGUGUGUUGCCCACACCCCUCUUGGGGGCUACCCACCAGUACUAACCCUAGGAUGCGCCGCUUCCUCCAGUAUAUCUGCUUGAGUUUGGACGUGGUACAUAGAAUGAUAAUUUUAAAUGCAAGGAGCUGUAGGAAUACAAAAUUAAACCUUGGUUUUCAUUAUCUCAGAUAGUAUUUUGUUGUGUCUUAUAGAACUAUGGAUCUGCUGUCCUUUUUACCUAACUGUUCUGAUAUUGAAAACCAAGACCUAUUAAACCUUUAAUUUGCUCUAAUCUUAACCACAUCACUAACCUUGUCCCUGGGCCUGGGAUUUGCUAAAAAUAUAGGGAAUCUGGGACUAUUUUUAUUUGUUUUUAUUUCAUAGACUUAGUAAUGACCAGUUGCCCAGGGAUUUCCCUUUCAUUAAAACAUAGACACCUUGGGCCGGGGAUUUAGCUCAGUGGUUUCACCACCUGCUGUGCAAGCACAAGGACCUGAGUUCGAUCCCCGGUACCAAAAAAAAAAUAACACCUGUUUUUUUAAUAGAGAAUGGUGCAGGUAAAUGCUUUUUUCCUGAGUAGUCUUUAGUGAUGCUUGGCCUUUCAAUUAAGGGAAACAUAAUAUGAAUUACAUUUGGAAGAAAUGGGGGAAGUUACAGGACAGAAAGAGAGAAAGUGACUUUUAGAACUUGACAUUCAGGAUCUUCCAGAGAUACUGAUUAGAUCAAAUUACUAGAGUGAAUGCUUUGAAAAUAAGGCCAAAUGUGUAUACACAACUGUUUCUGGCCUGUUCUGCCUUGUCACUUUAUUGUUUCUUCACUUGUGUAUCUGGAGAUAACCUUUUACCAGAACCUUUCUGAGAUGAUUGAGCUAUUGGAGUUCCAUAGGUGCUUUGUGGAUGCCUAUGCCAAGAAAUGAAGAUCUCAAGGGAAAGAAAGCAAUCGUAAUACUAAAAAUGUUCAGCUAUAUCUAGUGAUUAUCCUCAUUUCUAGAGGUGAAUCUUUAAUAGAUACAUAUGUCCUAGGGGUUUUCAAGCUGGCUUCACACAUUAGUUGAUUUACAUUUAACAUUGUAAGGCCUAGCAUAUAGCAGUGAUCUCUAGUCCAAACUAUAGUAAGCACCUCCUUAAAUCUCUACUGUAAAAUUAUAAAAGUUGUUUGUCA
Molecule: messenger RNA, 7939 nt
Organism: Heterocephalus glaber (naked mole-rat)
Lineage: Eukaryota; Metazoa; Chordata; Mammalia; Rodentia; Bathyergidae
Source: RefSeq, a predicted model, not a curated record